This is a messenger RNA of Seminavis robusta, 3641 nucleotides long. The record is from the annotation of a GenBank genome assembly. NCBI's taxonomy places the organism in Eukaryota, Bacillariophyta, Bacillariophyceae, Naviculales, Naviculaceae.
GCGUCACACGUCACAGGAUCCAUGAUCGAGUGACUCAGUCGUGCACACAACAAACACAAACCUUUGUGAGAACGAGCGAGAACCAAGCACCAACGUUGUCAAUUUGCGAUGUCCCCAUGCACGGCAAUAGCAACUGAACUUGCUUGGCUUGGGCUCGGCCAGGUUGCGCUAUUAAUAGUCUAAUGUCUCCUGUUCUGUCUUACCACUCAUAAGCCCAACAACAAAGGGCCAUCCCCAAGUCAAGCCACUUCAGCGAGUUUCUGGAGGUACCGGUACCGGUAGACACCAAGUUCAGCAAUGGAAACGCCCCACAGCACUCAACCAUCCUCGGGAUCGACCUACAUCAAUAAGCUUCUUGAGGAAGCCAAGGACCAGUUCAAGACAUCCUGGCCAACCCUUUGUGCACUUGUCCUGUAUCGCUUCCCAUGGUUGAUUUCUUUGGCUUUUGUGGGGGCCAUUGGUUCAGAUGAGUUGGCUGCAGCUGCCCUUGCCACCACCCUCUGCAAUGUAACCGGCAUGAGUUUAUCAGUUGGGCUGAGCAGUGCUUUGACCACUUUAACGGGACAAGCAAGGGGAGACUUGUUAGAACGCCAUAAACGACAGAACCAGCCCACAGAUCCAUCGCAAACGCCGUUGUUGAAAGCCAGCAAUUCACCCAAUGCAUCAACCCAACAUCGGUAUGAAUCCUGUCGAGUCCCAAGUGGAGAUGACGAAGAUUUUACUUCUGCAUCACCCAGGAAUGACUUCCUUCUGCCAAUGGUGUUUCUAUACCGUGGGCUCUUUGUGCAACUGCUAUUGGUCGUUCCUGUGGGCAUGUGGUGGUUAUCGGGAAUUCAUGAUGUUUUGGAAUCAUUGGGCCAGAAUGAGACCAUCGCUACCAUGACGGCAUCAUACCUGAAAGUCCUCGCACCCGGACUUUGGGCGUACUCGAUAAAUUGGACAAUCACCUCGUGGUUGCAGGCUAUCGAAAUGGCGGACGUGCCGGCAUAUGCUGCGGGGGCGGGGCUUGCCCUCCAUAUUCCUUUCAACUACUUUUUCAUCUAUGUUUUGAGGUGGGGCUACCUAGGCGUUGCCGUUGCAACGACUACAUCUCAGCUCAUACAACCUCUGGGAACUCUUAUAUACCUCUUUGGAUUUUCCGUCGGAAGGUCUCGAGUGCUACAACACACAGUUGCAAGUGCAGUUGGAAGGAAUUGCAUAUCAUCAGGCUUCCGGGUGGAUAUCAAAAUGGGAAUCACAUCAUAUGCUGGAAUGAAGACAUAUCUUGGCUUGGCCAUUCCUGGUAUCAUUACCAUAUCGGAAUGGUGGGCAAGUGAAAUUGCUAUUUUCUUGGCUGGACGGUUGCACCCAAAUCCGGCGGUUGCCUUGGGCGGAAUGACACUAUAUCAAUCAAUCAACAGUUUCUGUUUCAUGUUCCCAUUGGCGUCCAGCAUUGCAGGAUCGGCAAGAGUAGGAAAGUUUCUUGGAGCCAACGAGCCAGAACGUGCCGGUAUUGCGGCAAAGGUGAGCGUGUACAGCGCCAUGUUGGUCAGCGGAAUCAUUGGAUGUAUCCUAUACAUUGUCCCGCAUGAGUUUUUUCCCUCUUUGUUUACGCACGAUGGGCCUGUAGUGGCGGAAACAAGUCGGACGAUUCCAUUGCUCGCCACGUAUGUGUUUGCUGAUGGCCUUCAAGUAGCUCUCAAUGGUAUUAUCAAAGGAUGCGGCCGCCAAUGCGUGACCAUGCCUAUUGUAAUUACUGCGUAUUGGGUGUUUGGGGUGCCAGUAUCGUACUACUUGGCGUUCCGUGUGUGCGGGGGUGAGAUGAGUGAUGACAUGUUUUGUGGAGUGGUGGGUUUGGUGUCUGGAUUAACGCUUGGAACUUGGCUCCACAUGGGAAUGCUUGCAAUGGUCGUGAUUGCCACCACGAAUUGGCAGGCUGAAGCCUUCAAGGCAAAGCAAAGACUCGUGCAUGCUGAUGAAUCUAGAAUGGAUCUAACCUAGCUACCACUUUUAACUGCAGUAGUGCGAGGGAGUGUUGUGGCCUGUGGCUGCAUGUUUGUACUACCAAAGGGCUGGCCACUGCUCUAAGGUACAUGUAGCUAUCAAGAAACGAAGCAGUAAGUGAGAGUGUUAAAUACAUAUUGACACCCAGCUACAGAAAUCUGGCUCAGCGCGAAGUGCGAAGCCAUUGGAAGUGUGUUCACAGCUCCCAGCUUUUUUGUUCUAGGUAGAAGACCUUUUUUGGGGGGAUCUUCUGAGCUCAACCUCUACUCGGAUGCUUCUGGUAUCAACUUAACUAGUGUGAGCGAGUGCUGCUGGGUAGCUACCAUACAGCUGUAGCUACGUUCAACUGCAGCAGAGAGAACCAUCUCACAAUCCCAACAGUUCCUCCCAGAAAGCUCAGGAGUCAGGAGCGGACGCAACCGCGAAUGGCCAGAUGAUGGUUGGAUUUUCGAACACAUCCGGCUCGUCCAAUUACAUGUAGUGCACUGUCUCCGCGAUCACCACUACCUAGCUAUCUAGGUAGAAGACUUUUGAAUGCCUUCGCACCAACCAGGUGUGUGGAUUGUGUCUGGCAUGCAUACAUGCAACUACGCGCAGAUUGCUUGCCCACCCCAGUUCUUCCAUCCUCGUCUUGGUCUGCCCCCUCCUUUCGCAUCAAACUGAAAGGCAGAGUCGGAAUGCUUGUCUGGGAUGGUGGCUGUGAGCAGCGCACACACCGAAAGAUAAAAUUGCACCUCUACCAACGUGCGCCAACGCCAGGAUAGCCAUUGACCAUACAGUAGUUCGUUACCUAGAGCAGCGCUGAUACCUGGAUCGGUGCCAUAGUACCGUUCUGCCCUAUUAGUACCUAGUACCGUUACUGCAAGUACCAUCUAGCAAGGCACACCGCCACUUGCAGGCCACACCGUAGCAGCCAUGUUUGUCAGUAGAGCGAUCCCACCACCUACAACUGACCAUCUUGCAAUCAAUGGUUGGCCUGAGGCUUGAGGAUCCAACGGGUGCACUUCGUAAAUGGCCAUUUUGUGGGUUGGUGUGUGUGUCUCUGUCUGUCCCUGCAGCAGUCCCUUGCUUCUACGGUACGCCACGCCACCGGUUUCCCAACCCACUUGCAAAGGGUUUCUCUGCCGAAGAGCUUUUUGCUUUUUGUGCCUGGUGGUCCAAGCAAGGACGAAUGAAAGGGAGCAUAGAGCAUAGAGACUAUUAAAAAGGUGGCUGUGGUAUUCAUAUCAUAUGGUACCACAACAUAUUACCCUUUAUCUACAAACAUCGUCACUCACCGGUUUCCUCUGAACAUUUUCAUUGGAGAGGUGGGGACAGCACACCCACUGGUUCUACUAAGUACCAUAGUGUACCAUCGCAGUUUUGCAGCCACGCAAUGCCAGAAUAUCCUUUGGGCCCGUUCCUAGAGCGUUCUGGAAUUGAUUCAUGAGUAGCACAAUAGGAUUACAGUACAAAAACUAUUGACCUCAAAAGGAUUGGAAUGGUACGGGACUCGAAACAAUGAUCUUUGGAAGCCUGUCAAUACUCGGCACUUAGAGGUCCUGAGUGGUAGCUAGUCCUUUGGGACGGUAGAAGGCGACAACGCAGGAAUUCUACUGUAAGAAGCCUGAGUCGUCGCAGGAAGCCCAGAGCUGGGAAAAUAGUGAGAAUCCUUUCGA